Messenger RNA from Rhipicephalus sanguineus (brown dog tick), 12771 nucleotides. Its product is annotated as pumilio homolog 2. Bases 191 to 3604 code for a protein of 1137 amino acids. NCBI's taxonomy places the organism in Eukaryota, Metazoa, Arthropoda, Arachnida, Ixodida, Ixodidae. Gene Ontology annotation, cellular component: cytoplasm. Gene Ontology annotation, molecular function: mRNA 3'-UTR binding. The transcript is spliced from 18 exons. Gene Ontology annotation, biological process: post-transcriptional regulation of gene expression. The record is from RefSeq and is a predicted model, not a curated record.
UAAAGGGCCAGAAAAGAAGGUUUUUAUGAUUUGGGGGUCUGGUGACGUAAUAAGACGUCACUGUUUACCCAUGCUACAUUGCAGUUUUUAACAUGUCGUCCGCCAUGUUUUGAGGCAUCUACAAUCGGUCCCUCAAAUCCACUCCAUCCAGCGUGAAUGAAGUGGUUUGAGCAACAGGACCCCAGCAGCAAUGCUCGCCAACGGCCAAGAAAUGAACCCCGUGUCUAAUGUGAGGCAUGGGGCUACUCGAUCGCAGGACGAUGCAAUGGUCGGAUACUUCUUCCAGCGCCCACAAAGUGACCCGGAUUUCCAAAACUACAACAAGCAAUCCCGCUGGGCAUUAGGCGACGACAGCGUACUCGAAGCCCGUGGCACAGAAGCACCAGAACUGGAGACAGACUUUCAGGCCCUCGCCUUAGAAACUAGUCAUCAACUAGAGAUCCCCGCCUCGACCAAGAAGCUGUGGUCACUUGAGGAGACGGGCCCCAAGCCCGAGGACAGCAAGGGCCUCUUCCUGGGAGACCAGUGGAGAGACCCCACAUGGAGCACAGGCGGCCAUGCCAGCACCUCUGAGCAUGCCGUGUCACAACCAAUCAUGGUUCAGCGACGAAGUGGUUCCUACCCCGGCAGCGAGGGUGCCUCCAUGUUGUCGCCGCGCUCCUCUGAGACCUCGGGCCUGGGUGUCAAGAUGGUUGAAUACGUGCUGGGGAGCUCUCCCACCAUCAAGGAUCUGGACUCUCGCAUGGUUGGCCGCAUGCACGUUGGUCCUCCAACCAACGACCCAGAGAAAGUGAAGAAGGGAAAAGAGGGCAAGCUGAAAGAUGCAGACGGACGAACUGCGGUGAUGCAAGCCAACGGCAUCAUGCACAACGGAAUUGACGACGACAAGGUCUACAACCCUGUAGGGUACAGGGGUGGGGGUGGCAGCCGGCAAGCGUCCCCCAGUGAGGACAAGGGUGACAAGCUGUCCAAGGCUCCUUUAGAGGCCCUGGUCAUGGGGCCCGGGGGUUCAGGGCCGCCACUGGAGGCACACUUUGAUCACCACACGAUGGACUUGGGCUCCUUCGAUUACCCACCGCACGGACUGUUGCCCACCUCCAUGGAGUCUCCAGGAAUGCUAGACUAUGCCUCACAGCUGUACCAGCAACACCAGCAGCAACAGCAGCAGCAGCACCAGACACAACACCAGCAGCAGCAGCAACAGCACCAGCAACAUGCUCAGAGAGGUCAACCUGGAGGUCCCAUGGCGCUGGUACCAGGUGCCCAGUACUCCAUGGGUCAGGGGCAACAGCAAGGGGGUGCACUAGGCGUUCCACCCCCCACGGCACCCACUCCUUCACCCUUCGCACCCCCUUCCACACCAUACCUGCUUAACCAGGACCCUUACGGAGCACCACCCCAUCCUCUGGGCAUUGUCACAGGCCCAGCCAUGAUGCCACAGUACUAUGGAAUGCCUCCGUGGGGCAUGUUCCCAACGCCAGCAGCAGCAGGCCUCUUGCAGGGACAGGGGGGCCAGGGUGCACCACCCCAGCAGGUGCCCCAACAAGUGCAGCAGCAGAUGCAACAGCAAAUGCAACAGCAGGUGCAGCAGCAGAUGCUCAGAGGCAGCGGGGCACGACCCAUGACACCACAGGGAAGCGGCGAGGCACUGUCUCAAGCACCCCCAGGAGGAGGCCAGUAUCAAAUGCUGGCGCCUCCCUACUACGACCAGAACGGAUCGCUAAUGAUGGGUAACACACGGGCAGUCCGCCUCAUGCCGCCGGUGCUGGUAAAUCCGGGUGCACCAGGAACGAGCGCUCCCAGCCAACCUGGGUCCCUGAACGGUGGCAGCCUGCGUCUGCUGGGUUCUGGCAGUGCAGGGGCAACGGCUGGCAGUGGGCCUCCUCAAGGUCCCCAGGGGUCGGGUCUCUUCUCUGCAGCGACUGGGGGUUCUAGCCACCCAUUUGGUGCUGCUGGGUCAGGGGGCUACAAUCCGGGGGCUGGAGCAUCUGCCUUUUCGGGAGGAUUUGCAUCCGGCCUUGGGGUUGGCUACGGGGGUUCUUCAUCCCUUGGACCCAUUGGAACAUCACCCGCUGGCCCUGUGGGCUUAGGUCUAGGUGGGAGCACGGAGUCCCCUAGGCGGGACUCGUUGGAACGACGCGAUGGAACGGCAGCCAUGUUGGGAGGCAGUCGGGGCCCCUUUGCUGCAACCCUUGAGUCGGCCUACUCGGCGGCAGGGGGGCCCCUGGGUGCCAAGGGAAGCCAGUUCUACGGGGCCCUCGGCACAGUGGCGGCCUCUCCAGGCCCAGUGGGCAUGCUGCCCCAGAGCUUGACACCUCCUCCACCCUCCCUCAAUGGAUCCUCUUCCAACCUCAGCUUAGGAACAUUCGGGAGCCGGAUGAUGUCGGCUGCACCUGGGGCUGAGGCCAAGUACUUGGUGCGAAAUGGACCCCUCAGCAGCGUUCUGGGUUCUUCCAAUGCACUGGUGCCCGGCCGCACGCUCCAGAGGAACUCGAGCCUGGAGAAGCCCCCUGGCCGCAGCCGCCUCUUAGAGGACUUCCGAAAUAACCGCUACCCUAACCUUCAACUCAGAGACCUGGCCAACCACAUAGUUGAGUUCUCCCAAGACCAGCAUGGCUCCAGGUUCAUUCAGCAAAAGCUCGAACGAGCAACACUGGCGGAGAAGCAGUUGGUGUUCUCGGAGAUCCUCGGAGCCGCCUACAACCUGAUGACAGACGUGUUUGGAAACUAUGUGAUACAAAAGUUCUUUGAGUUCGGCAGUGCAGAGCAGAAGCAGGCUCUGGCGCUGAAGGUCAAAGGGCAUGUGCUGCCCCUGGCCUUGCAGAUGUACGGCUGCCGUGUCAUUCAGAAGGCCCUUGAGUCCAUCUCACCUGACCAGCAGAAAGAGGUUGUGAAAGAGCUGGACGGCCACGUGCUGAAAUGCGUAAAAGACCAGAAUGGCAACCACGUUGUACAGAAGUGUAUAGAGUGUGUGGAUCCCUCAGCGCUGCAGUUCAUCAUCAACGCCUUUCAAGGACAGGUGUUUUGUCUGUCGACACACCCGUAUGGGUGCCGGGUGAUUCAGCGCAUCCUAGAGCACUGCACGGGUGAGCAGACGGGACCCGUGCUGGAGGAGCUUCACCAGCACACGGAGCAGCUGGUGCAGGAUCAGUACGGCAACUACGUGGUGCAGCACGUGCUGGAGCAUGGACGGCCCGAGGACAAAGGUCGCAUAGUGGCCGCCGUCCGGGGCCGAGUGCUGCCACUCUCCCAGCACAAGUUUGCCAGCAACGUGGUCGAAAAGUGCGUCACGCACGCCUCGCGCUCCGAGCGCGCCCUCCUGAUUGAGGAGGUGUGCGCCUAUGUUGAUGGGCCUCACAGUGCCUUAUACACAAUGAUGAAGGACCAGUAUGCCAACUACGUGGUGCAGAAGAUGAUAGAGGUGGCUGAGCCGCCUCAGCGCAAGCUGCUGCUACACAAGAUCCGUCCGCAUGUGCCCUCGCUGCGCAAGUACACUUAUGGCAAGCACAUCCUGGCCAAGCUGGAGAAGCACCUGCUCAAAAGCGGCGACCAGAUCCUCUCCUCGGGAGGCGGCCAGAGUGGCACCUCCAACGGGGCCCUCUGAGGCGCUCGCUCAUCCCCUCUCUCUUCCUCUGCGUUGCCACCAAACACGGCGACAUCGGGGUGCUGCAUGUGACUGCAAGCCUCGCCCAUCGUGCGCCAUCAGAGCAAUGGGGUGGGCAUGCGUCAGUGCAUGUUUAAUUUGCGCGUCCACUGCGCAGCAGUUGUUCUUUGUGUGGCGCUCUUUCCCAACUCUUCUGUUAGGUGGUGAAGUCCUUUCGUUGAGGUGCAAGUGAUACUGGGAGCUCCCAUGCAGCUCUGGCUUUUGUCGCCUCUUUGUGGGGCUGAAAAAAAAAAAGCACAACAAGCCCUGGGGGUUUCCUGUUGUAGCUGGGUGGGGCUUUUGUGCCCAACCUUUCUACACUUGAGCGCGCUGUGUCUCCGCAAAAGGUACCACCGUAUCUUUAGCUCUCACCCCUCCCCCCCUUUUUCUCCUCACUCAGUUCCUACAUCUGUGCUCUUAUCUAGGCAAAGCUGCGAGCACUUCCAUGUGAAUGCUGCUUCCUGCAUUGUGGCUUCCCACGGGAUCACUUGCUGGGUACAGCUAUUUGUGCAAGUACAGACGUCUCUUUCUACAAGAGUGACAUUUUUCACUGUUAUACCAUCCUGGCUUCCUUGCCAAGGCGAGUUUUCAUGCUGUACAUUCUGUUAGCCUAGUUUUCUUCACGCACUCCCCCCCUCCCCCCUCUUCCUUCAUUCUUUUUUGCUGGGGCUAUAGGGAGAAAAAAAAGUUUGUGCAAUUUUUUCAAUCUCCAGCUUGCCCUUAGUUCACACGAGGGAUCCCCAUUUGCUUGAAAGAAUCCUGUUGUACAACCGAUCGCUUCCUCACUUUUCCGUGUACAGUGUUGAGGUGCUUGUUUUGCCCGCUUUGCCUUAGGAUUCAUUUGGGGGUUUUCUGCGGACGCACGUGGAAUUUCCUUCGGUGACGGGGCUGGAAAGAUUUUGUUCCCUCGAUCGGGCAUUCUCGUGUGACGGAACGUCUUCGCAUCAUGGUCAGGAUCCCACGUGCAGUUCUGCCUGUUUGCCUUCCCUCUGCUUUGUACAGCAUCUUGUCAGCAGUUUGUACAGAGACACUGUUGGCCAUCAUCCGACACUUUCUCAUUUUUCACCAAUUUUCCAUCCUCUCUCUCUCUCUCCCAUAUUAACCACUCAAUUUUGGUUUUCUGUUUCUGAAAGCUUGUUAUGACAAGGCAGUGCUUUUGUUUUAAUGACCAUUCUAGUUUUUUUUUUUAAUUGUUAUUAUUUUCUACUUUCUUUGUGCUUCUGAAGACGGGAAGGAGCAUGUUUCAUGUGCUGGCUUUAUUUUGGGGGUGAGGGAGCAGCAAACUGCUGUGUGUGCGUUUUGUACAGUUUGUUUUUGGAGCUACAAGACAGGCAUCAAGGCAUACCACGCUGCACCUCACCAUCUGUAAGUUUGUAAAUUAUGCCAUUGCGGGAGUGACAGAAGAAUGAACAGAAAGGCGCACAUAACUGCAUGCAAGUUUUGAAGAAUAGCAUGGACUUGCUCUCUUUUUUUUUCUCUCUCUUUUAUUCAUUUUUCAAAGGCGUGCUGUAUAACUGCACAACUCUAUUGGAGCCUUCACAUCAUGUAAGCUAGGUUUUAAAGAAAAAAAAAAUGACACUCAUUCUCUCUUCUGAAAAAGCAACUGUUUUUAGGACACUGUAAAAAGGAAAAAAAAAAAAAGAAACUGUGACGAGGCAUUUUGCUGCCUACAAAUCUUGUCUAUUAUGUACAUUCUGUAAAUUAUGAGAAUAACUAACAAAGAUGGUAUCUUGCCAUUCUGUCUUGUCUGCCUGGAUUUUCUUCUGCUUCUCCACUCUGUUGUUGCUAACCCCUCUACUGUUUUUAUUGCAAUUCUCGGGAGGGUUGUAGAUUGAGCGAUUGUAGGUUUAGUGGUCCUAGCUGUCCCAAUUGCGCGGAAGUGCUAUCAUGUACAAGGGGUCUAAAUACUUUUUUUUGCUUUCUCUUCAUCGAAAAAUUCUCUGUAGCGUUAUGGUAAAUCGGCUUUUCUUUUUUGGCACAUAUGUUUAAAAGUUGUUUUUUCUCACUGUAGUUGCGAUCUCAGAUGUGAGAAGCUUAUUUAUUUCCUCCUGCAUAUGUAUGUAAAGAGUGUCAUAUAGCUGAACAUAUGUAUAAUCUCCCCCCUCCCCUUUCCUUUUUUUUUCUUUUUAGUUUUUUAGAAAUGUGCAUAGCCAAAUGGUACUACUAGGAGCACCAGUUUACCACGCAGUCACUACUCCACUUCAGGUCAGCUAGACUUGUAUAAACUUCAUUUGGUAAACGUCUUGUAUCAAACUGCAUGUUGUUUUGUACACGUUUGACUUUGUUUCUCUCUCUCUCUCGUGAAGGCAGUAGGCCAGAGUAAAUAUUAGUUCUUAGCUUUAGGUUCUUUGCAUAAUCAGCACCGAAUGAAGUCUCUCCCCGUCCAUGCAUGGCUAUAGAACGUGCGUCUUCCUUCUUUUACAAGCAAGUCAUCACUCCCUUUUUACAAGCAGCUUGAAUAAAGGCUACAUCUGGGCGUUAUUUCUAUGUAAAUGCUCUUGCACACUUCAUCACUCGUGACCACGUCUAAAUCUCCUUUUUUACAUUUUAUUUUCGUGCUAAAAGCUUCCGUGGCCCUUGGUGAUAGGCCAGGCUGGCCAUUGUUUUCCUGAAUAAAAUCAUGAGUAGUCUUGAAGCUGGUUGUUUUGUGUGUAAGCACUGCUUUUUUUUUCUUCUUUUUCCAAAGUUGAUAAUUUAGCUGCAGCUUGGUGUGACCUGCUCAUCACUUUUAAAAUAUGCUUCACAUCGCACACAGUUACCAGUUCAUCAUACAAAGUUUACCGCUUGAGUUGCAUAGUCAAUGUAUUGACAGCGUAAACUUCAGGUUAAACAAUGCGCUGUCAAUUUCAGUUUGCCUAUGUAAUAGGAGGCUGCCAGCAUUUUACGUGCAGGUUUCAAAUUUGGAGACAAUUGUUUCGUUGCAAACAGGAUUAGCUGGCUCAGUGACCAGUGUUCAUGUUCAUGAGCCCUAAUAAACAGGAAAUUUAAUUUGCAAAUUUGCAACUUAAUGGCAGGUUCAUUGUAUUAAUCGAGAAUCACUCGAGAGGCAUUGAAUCUGCCACAAUUGACCCCUUCCAAGCUGGCUAAUACAGCGCAAAGUGAAUACUGCAUAGGGAAAGCGAAGAGUUGCUAAAGAAAGUUAGUGCAUAGUACAUAAGAAAAGUUGAAAUUAAAUCGCGGAGAAAAAAGGUUUGGUGCACGAAGCUCAUUGUGCCACCUGUCGUGACACACGUGGAUACACGAAAGAAAUGUGCGACAGUCGUGAAAAAUGCAAUUGAUUUGGGCGUCUACAGGUCUAUGUGUUUUUUUUUUUUUUUAACUUGUGUGUGUGCACAAAUGUAAUUAUGCCGUUUUGUUAAUCAUUGUCUACUCCAUGUAACUGUGCUUUUUGCAAGGUGCACCUCUUUUCGUGCAUCUCUCUAAUGAGCUUUAUUUUUUUUCCCACUUUGCUGUGAGCGUGGAGUAUGACCGCAAGUUUGCAUGCUGUUACGUGAUUUGCCGCAGUUUUAUUGUUAUUGCUUUCGUGCAUCCAAGCAUUCUGUAUCGCUUUUGUGCUACCUUUUUUGUUUGUUUGUUUCUCGUGGUACCAUGCACAUAUUUUUGAACAUGUAUUUGUGAACACAUUUUUCUCUCCCACCUCUCUUGUGUGGCCAUAUCGAUAUAUAUAUAUGUAUAAUGUAUGUAAUAAUGCCUGUGGAUGUGUGCAUAUUUUGCUCCUGCGUGGAAAUACCUUUGUGUGAGCAUUUUGGCCGUGCAGUUUUCUUUUUUUUUUGCCCUCUUCACAAGCCAAAUCGCAUUUUUUCGCUUCUGUGUUAUACAUAUGUCUGUAUAAAUAUGUACAACGCAUAAUGUGCCCUUUGCCUCUACUCUGUGUGCGGGCAACGUUUGUAAAGUUGAAAGUUGCAGGCACUACCUGCUUCUUUAAAAAGUUCUGCGCCCCUCCCCCCACCCAAUCUGGUGCCUGUUGUACUUGGUGGAAGCAAGACUUAGUCGGGCUCAAUGUGUUGUAAUUACAUUGUACAGUGUAUUUGCCCUAAUUAUACUUUUUUUUUUUUCAUAUGGUGGUGGGGGAAAUCAAAAUUAGCCACUUUUCUCGAAGACUGCUUUUUUUUUUAUUCCCCUUCUAUCUUUGCUUCGUCAUGGCUCUUGUAAAAUGUGGGGAGAUGAAAAAAAAAAGAUAUAGUUUUAACUGUAGACAACACGCACUCACUAUUUCCACUUAUAGACUAUUUGUGUACGUAAGCCACAUUCAAACACUGUGUACCAUAUAUAUAUACAUAUAUAUAUAUAUAAAUAUAUACAUACAUUUCAAGCAGCAGCAACAACCACCACCGCGGCAGACGGAUGUGUCCCCAGUAUUUCUUUUUCUAUACCAUUCUUUUAGCAAAUUGUACAAAUGUAAAUUGUAUAAUUUUUAUCACCAACACUUUUGCAGUGCAAAAUGCAGUAGGACCCGCCGACAGUGAUCGUCGCGUCCCCAUAGGGACUUCAGAGAGAAACCGCAGUCGCAUAGGUAGCGUUGCAGUUAUUCGAGAGGGUGUUCUCAUAGUGGUGCAUGUACAGGGUGUUGUUUGUUGGGUCUAGAGUCUAAAAGUGGCACAGGACUGAUCAAUCAAUGUUAUUGGGGCCGGGAUGGUCUAAGAUAUGAAGUCAACUACUGUGUCGAAGCAGCAGGUUAUUGGAUUUUGUGUUGAUGUUAACUGGUGCGCUGUUGUGGGCGCCAUGUGGAACAGAUUAGUGAUUAGUACCCACUGCAGGUGGUGGGGACUUUUUUUUUUUUUUUUUCAAGUAAACGAAAGCCAACUGUGUGCAUCUGAUUGCAGUCUUGCCUGAAGAUGAGGGCUUAGUUUUGAGUGGAAAGAGGGAAAAAAAGUGAUAAGGUUGGUGCUUUGCGGACACAAUUGAAUUGGCAUAAUUGACUUUUAUGAUCGCGCUACUAAUUGGCUUCCUAAGCGGGACUGCGCGAGCAUUGAAUGUUGUCUUGGUAAAGUAGCCAGUCAUAAAUGGCCUUUUCAGCUUGAGCGCUGGAUUAGUUGUGCUGAAAUUUCGCACGAGGUUAGAAUUUAUUGGUGCAUCUUUUAUUUGCAGCGUUUGAAUAUGCUACCUAAGAAGCUAUAUCUGGAGCAUAUCAGAAAAAAUGCAGGUGCCAAAAAAAAAAAAGAAUCUUUGAACUUUCUCAGCAGGAGGGACAGUAACAUUGUCUUAAGAGGCUCAUUUUGUUUGCUCCACAUUUCAUCUCCUCUGCAAAAGUUUUUGUGUAAACAGUGGGAGCUUCUAUAUAUGAAUUCGUAAUACUAGCGAACACACACUACAGACUACACAGAAUGACACAAGACAACCACAAGUGGUUGUCCUGUGUAGUCUGUGGGGUGUGUUCGCUAGUAUUGUGAAUUCAUCAAGUCAGUACCAACUAGCCCAGCUAAAUGCAUUAGACUUUUCCACUGCACAUAAAAGAAAAACUAUAGUAACAAGCCUGCAAUGUCCUGAGAGCUAUUGAGACCUGGCUACCUCGCAGAUACAGCGUUCUGUCUCGACAUCACUAGACUUGCUGGCAUUUCUUUUCUUCGAGCUCACUUUUAUUGUGGUCUUAAAAUGUUACAUCUCUCAAUUUUGUCUUACCCUUUAGCAUAUUGCAUUACCAUAGAAAAAAAAAUUACUCUGCCUUUUGCCUGUCACCCUGUACAUGCUAUCACUUGUGGCCCAUCUUGUACCAUGCGCAGCCAACCUGUCGUUUUACUACGAUAUUGUGCAUACCGCUUCGUGACAACUGCCCCCUUUCGAGGCUGAUUUAAGAUUUGUUUUCUUUUUUUUUUCUCCUUCCUUUCGUGUUCACUUGAGGGGGGAAAGCAUUCUCUUGGAUUGGCGGGCUGUCCUUCACGGUUUCUCUUGUGGCCUGUAAAGCUUGCACACAACGCGACCCAGGGAAAGAUGAGAUGUCGACGAGCUUAACCUGUUGUAUUAUAAGAAAAAAAAACUAUUUAUGAAUGAUGAGGUAACUCUUUGUAAAUGUAUGUACAGAGUUUGCUUGUGCGCUCGUCGUCACAGGCAUCUCAAGGAACCCUUGGUUUUUCUCAUGGCCUGGCGUGCCUCUGUUUUUAGGUUGUCAAUUCUUUCUUUCUUUCCUCCUCUUUUUUUCUUUCUUUUUCUUGCUUCCCAUUUGCCUCUCUCUUCUAUGUGUUAAUUAAAGCCCUGGGAGCAAACUGUAGAUAGAUAGGCAUUUAAGAACUUGAGUACAGAAUGUUUCUGUUAGUGUAUAUAAAGCAUAAAAAGUUAAUCAAGCGAGGCAUACAAUUCUUGGGGCAAUAAAAAAAUAAAAACGUUAUUCUAUUUAAGUAAUAAUUCUUUUGACUUUGGGUUAGAUGUGCCAGGAGGCCCAAAGUUGAGCCGAUGUAUACCAGCGCUUGACGCACUUUUUGAGGGCUGCUCUGUUCAGAAGAUGCUCACUUCAAUUGAUACGGAGGGUUCACUUUGGCAUUGCCGCUUCAUCGUUGUUGUGGUCACGCCUGGACGACAUUUACAGCUGGAAUGAUGGGACGGUGCUGGGACUUCAGAGGAGAAAACGGUGCAUGUCACUGGCUAGUAAUCUGUCAUUUUUAUGUAGUUGCUAGCUGGUGCUCUGUUUUCAUGGCUGGUGUUUCGGUCCCGUCACAACACUGAAUUCGUGAAUGCACUCCAGCAAUGUUGGUUCCUCCCGAGCAGUGCUUCUGCCAUAAUGUAGAGCGGUAACACUAUGCCAAAGCCAUUCCCUGCUGCGUAACUUGUGUCUGCCCAUCUUGACUUGCCACGUUGAACCACGAAGAACAAGAUUCCCACGGAUUUUGUCUGCCAGCCUUGUUUUGCUAGCGACUUUGGGUCGAGGGUGUGUCAUCUUCAGCGUUGCAUUGCUAUUGAUAAUGUCGCGCGAUAUGGGUCUGCACCGACACCGAAAAUCCACUGGAAACUUGUUUCCUGUGGUCAGGGCUUUUAAAACCUGGAAAAUGUGUAGCCUGUGAGCAGCAGCAUGCCUGAACAGAGUGGUUUGUGCCAGGUGUGUUUAUUACUGGUAUGCUAAGCCUUCAUAGGCACUAUUCUUGCCCGGCAUUUGUGUUUUCAAUCGGUUUCCAACUGGGGGCCCACUCGCCCCUCCCCAUUUUUGUUGGUGUACAGUUUUGGUGUAUUGUACAACGCCUUGGCCAAUGCCUCUCUUUCUUUGUAAAGUGGUUCUCUGUAAUAAACGCAUGACGGGAAUAAAUUUCGAAUGUGUAAGAUAGAAUGUCGACGGCAGCGUUGAAUGAAGUCGCGAUUUUGAUACAUGAUUUUCUUCAAAUUGGGUCGUGGAUAUAUCCAUUGUAAAUGGUCAUUAAAUCACCUGUCCAUAGGAAAAGGUUUACCAUUCACAGGCCCAGACAUGUCAGUUUGUUGGUCUCAUGCACUGUGAGAAUGAAAGCUUUUUUUUUUGUUUUGUUUUGUUUUUUUAAACUAAGAACGUUUAGGUUUUUUGUUGUAUUUUUUUCCUGAAGGAGGUUUUUCACUGGGAGCCAUAGAAUGCCUACCUCAAAUGGGUGACUAGCUUUGGUCUAAAUUCAACCCGUUGUCGUCUCGACUGACGUUGUGCAUGUCCCGAUGAUGUGGCCAUGUUCUUGCUUUUAAGCUUAAAACUGUCAUUGAGGAGUUUGUUGGCAAACUUGUUACUUGCAAGCUGCCUUGCAUCAGAGUAACUGUAGGAGAGGUAGAGAAGAAUAUGAGAGUCUGACCUUUUGCUGAAGCCUGGGCUGAAGUAGCUCGCAUGGCCACGUCAUCAAUGCACACCUAGUCCAAGCAAAGUGGCAUAUGACAGAUGACAAGUUCCUCUGGCUUCUGCUAGGUUUCGUGACAGCAGUGAUCCGUUUGUGGGUGGCAAACUUCUGUUCUCAGUUCCCCCCGCCCACUUUCGUGUUUCUUUUCACAUGCGUGAUUUAACUUUGGACGCCUCUGUUCUUGAACAAAGUGCUUUACUUCCCUUUUUAUUUUUACCACAUUUCCACUUCCUUUAUUUUCACCGUAUGUUUGACUUCAGCUCCCAGUGUAUCCUGAUCAUUAAUUAGGUGCACUAUGUCCAGGGGAGAGUGAAAAAAAAAAUGGUAGGCCUCUGAUUGUUUUUGAACAAAUCUUUACGAACCAUGUGUAUCCCUUGCGUAGCAGCCCACACCCCAGUAUGCUGCAGCACACACUUUUCGAUGGUGUUACAGCCAAGGUUGGAGCUCGUUUGCUGUGUUGCUGGAGAUAUUGCACUGUUGUGCAUUGAGUUUUUCUGAGUGUCAAUGGAGGCGAGAGGGGAUGUUCUGCAAGUUCCUUUGUGAAAACAUCGCCUCAUUCCUUUUCUCUAUUUUCUUUUCCCCCCUGUGCACUGUGAUGACAACAAAAAGCAGCUGCACUUCUGCGAGCUCAUUGUGAUUGUGAAACAAAAAGUGUCCUAAUUUUUCAUGUUUUCUUUGUGGAAGAAGUGGGAACACUUCUCGAGAGUCAGCUAAAAGUGUUCGAAAAUUGACUGUCAAAUAUGACCAUGGUGUUUUGUUUUUUUUUUUCGCCACUGUUAUUUAGCAGAUAUCCAUAGGAAUCGUUUUAUAAUGGCAAAAAUUUGUAUUCUGGUAGGUUGUAGUUAGCUGUGCUGUGUCUGGGACACAAGUCGUCAAGCUGCGUUUCCAUGUAAACGAAGCUGCAAUUGGACGGCACCUUGUUCAUAUUUUUGGUGGCCAUUGUCAAUGGCCUGCGCACUGGUGCCACUCGCUUGCUUAGCACACUUACAUGGUUUACACAGCUUGGUGAGGGAUAAUGAGUGUUCUGAUUGGCUGAUUCCACGAAGAAGUGUGUGUUAAUUGCUUGCUGCUGAACGAGGGGUUGGCGUGCUGCACCAAGGGAGACACUGUGCCUUGUCAUUUUUGCUGCUGGGACAGUCACAACAAAACCGCGCUGGAACAGCGGUGGCCGUAGUGGUCCGGUGGUUCUUUCACAUUGCAGUCUUCUUUCUCUUGUCAUCUGGGGCUUGUGUUGUAUAAUCCAUUUCGCGUCUGAUGUUAGCAUAUUGUGUACGUCGUUGUACCAUACUGAUCUUGUAAACGUUUGUGUUUGGAUACUGUAGAAAAAAAAUAAAUGACUUUGGAGUAAAAAUA